UAUGGCUUGCAUUUGGGUCAUUUUGCGUAUUUGGAUGUGUUUUGGUCAAAAACCGAAAAAUAUUCUUAACUAUUAGCACCCUCAAAGCUUAUAAAUGCUAAUUUCACCGAUAGUCUGCUGAAUAAAGUGUUUCGCACUGCAUUGGUUGUACAAAACCACACUAUAAGAUGGAGGAUGGCAUGGACAUAGAGGAACAUGAUCUGUUGAACAACCCUACUGUGAGGAGCGUGUUUCCAGAUCUUGCCAUUCUCAAACAAGAAAUUAUUGAUUUUGAUACAAGUGAAAGUGUAGCACCAGAAACAUUUACAACGUCGCCGGAAGUAUCAAAGAUAAAUGAAAACAAAAAUCAACUACACAAUUUAACGGUCUACAGUGGGGAUCAUCCUACGGAGUGCUCCACUCAAGACCUGGAUGUGAAACCUGACCACCUGUGUACGGACAUGGAUGACACAAUAACUGUCAAGGGCAACAGUUUGACAGAAUUUGAUGAAGUUGAAACUGAAAUCAAGAAGGAAUCAGAGAAUGUUGUACCAAAUGAAUUGCCAUUUUACAGAAACAGAAUUAUACUCGGCAAGAUACAAAUAGACGAGUCUGAUGAAGAACGAGAAAUUGAUGCACCAGGUGACUGUAAUAAUGUUGUAAACAACAAAACAAACAAUGAUCAAGAUUUGGCAGUGUCAAUAUACACUGAUGAAAAUAGAAGCAUGAGGAUAACUAAACAGUAUUAUGAAAUGGAAAAAUGUUUGGGAGCGAAAAUUAUUUUAACAAACUGUUAUACAACUCUAUUGAACAACAACUGUUACUGUGCUCAGUGUGCAGUGUUGUUCCCCACCACUGAAGCGUAUAGUGAACAUUACACGAGCACACACACCGAGACCACUCACUCAAAUAAAGCCUCGGCUUCUCUUGUGAAACGUAAACAAAUCAUAUACCCACGUGAGAAAGCAUUUGUGUGUGACACCUGCACGAAAACAUUCAGCAAAAAAACCAGCUUGAUAAAGCACAUUUUAAUUCACACUGGCGAAAAGCCAUUCGAGAGUGACUUUUGCAAGAAAACAUCGAGGCAUCGGUCUGCAAUGAAAAGACACAAGUUACUUCACACUGGGGAAAAGCCCAUCCAGUGUGACAUUUGCGCGAAAACAUUUAAAUUUCGAAGUUAUUUGGAGCGACACAAGUUAAAACACACUGGGGAAAAGCCCUUCCAUUGUGACAUUUGCACGAAAUCAUUCAACCAAAGGUGUUAUCUUAAGGAGCACAUGUUACUUCACACUGGUGAAAUAUCUUUCGAGUGUGACAUUUGCACGAAAAUAUUCAGGCACCGGUCUUCUUUGAAAACACACAAGUUACUUCACACUGGCGAAGAGCCAUUCCAAUGUGACAUUUGCACGAAAACAUUUAGACUAAUAAGUCAUUUGAAGAACCACAAGUUACAUCACACUGGAGAGAAACCUUUCCAGUGUGAAACCUGCAAGAAAACAUUCAAAUAUGUAUCAGCUUUAAAACAACAUAAGUUAACUCACACUGGCGAAAAGCCAUUCGAGUGUGACAUUUGCAAGAAAACAUUUAACCAAAUAAGAAAUUUAAAGAUGCACAAGUUACUUCACACUGGCGAAAAGCCAUACAAGUGCGGUAAUUGCAAAAAAUCGUUUAGGCACAUGAAUUCUUUGAAAAACCACGAAUUGAUCCACACGGGAGAAAAGCCAUUUCAGUGUGAAACUUGCAAGAAAAUCUUCAUUUAUCUAUCAGCUUUAAAACAACACAAGUUAACUCACACUGGCGAAAACCCAUUCUUGUGUGACAUUUGUAAAAAAACCUUCAAUCAGCGAAGUGCUAUGAAAAGACACAAGUUAAUACACACACACACUGGUGAAAAGCCAUUCGAGUGUUUAACUUGCAAGAAAACCUUCAGAUACCUCAGUCAUAUGAAAGUGCACACUUUAAUCCACUCUGGAGAAAAGCCAUUCGAGUGUGACAUUUGCAAGAAAACAUUUAACCAAAUAAGAAAUUUAAAGAUGCACAAGUUACUUCACACUGGCGAAAAGCCAUACAAGUGCGGUGAUUGCAAAAUAACGUUUAGUCUGCUUGGCAAUUUGAAAAAGCACAAAUUGAUCCACACGGGAGAAAAGCCGUUCGAGUGUGACAUUUGCACGAAAACAUUUAACCGAAGAAGUCACUUGAAGAGGCACAUGUUACUUCACACUGCAGCACAGCCAUAUGAUUCUGAUGCGUCGGAAAAAGUGUGAGAUCCGGGAAACAUGAGGACGGAGUACAUGACACGAUACAAACAUCGAUAGCAAAAUUAACUGGAGUACCAAUGUUGAAAACCUAAAAGUAAAGGGAAUAAAAGCGAUAAAUGCUCUCAGCCCCAUACUAAAUCGAUAGAGCAAUCUAAGCCCAGGCACUAAGUUGAAAAUUUAUUACACUCUAGUGCGUCCCUGCAUUACAUACGCUGCCCCAGUAUGUGUAAUAUGAAUGUAUGAGGGUAGGUCUUGCGCUUAUCAAUAAACGAUCAGUCUAAGCUUGAACGCGUGUUUCACUUGACUCCUUUACACAUGACACAGCGGGAUGUCAGUGAGUGUCAGUGGGGCGCGCUGCGGGCGAGGGCUCGGCCUCCGCCUGUCCCCUCACUGCAGGCAGCGCCGGCGACGCACAGGCCGCGUUGUCGACACGCUCUCCUACACCCACAUACAAGCGACUCCACCUACACUAACCACCUCAGUUGCAAUUCUGACAUCGGCGCGGACGGUCGCUUUCUAGCGGCGCCGUCUGUAGCCGUCACGUGUGACUCACUACUGAGUGACCCGGCUGCUCAAGGACAGCGUCCUGUUGUACACCGAGAUGCCUGAAAUCCCGGCUCAAUUGGAAGCCUCGGAACAU
Molecule: messenger RNA, 2877 nt
Organism: Plutella xylostella (diamondback moth)
Lineage: Eukaryota; Metazoa; Arthropoda; Insecta; Lepidoptera; Plutellidae
Biological process (GO): regulation of transcription by RNA polymerase II
Cellular component (GO): nucleus
Molecular function (GO): DNA-binding transcription factor activity, RNA polymerase II-specific; sequence-specific DNA binding
Source: RefSeq, a predicted model, not a curated record